Messenger RNA from Salvia miltiorrhiza (redroot sage), 3040 nucleotides. RefSeq names its product ribulose bisphosphate carboxylase/oxygenase activase, chloroplastic. Bases 123 to 1403 code for a protein of 426 amino acids. The transcript is spliced from 13 exons. Gene Ontology annotation, molecular function: ATP hydrolysis activity; ATP binding. NCBI's taxonomy places the organism in Eukaryota, Viridiplantae, Streptophyta, Magnoliopsida, Lamiales, Lamiaceae. The record is from RefSeq and is a predicted model, not a curated record.
AACGUUAACGGCCAAAACUGAAUUAUGAAUUUGUGGAGUCCAAUUUUAGAGGCCCAAAAGUUGUAGCCAUAAUCCAAAAAAAGAAAAUAGAAAAAUAAAAAUAAACCCCAAACCUCCACGGCAUGGCUCUCUGCUUCCAAAUCUCCCCUUCUUCAGUCAAAUCCCAAUUCUUGUCUAAUCCCUUCAAUCCCAAAUUCUACACCAAAAAACCCUCCAAUUUUGUCACAAUUUGCUGCAGCCAAAGUGAAGGGGUUGAGAAUGCAACGAGCAAACAGCAAAAGAAGCUGUCCGAACAGUCUUCAUGGGAAGCUGAGGAUUCUGAAGGCAAAGAUUAUCUGUACAGGCUUGGAGCAGAGGCCGACAACAUGAACAUCGCAGUCGGAGCUAGGGCUGGCAUCAUCGAUGACCUCUUCACCGGCAAUUUCCUCGGCAAAGACUCGGAUAUUGUGUUUGAUUAUCGGCAAAAGGCGACAAGGUCUUUCGAGUAUCUUCAAGGCGAUUAUUACAUUGCGCCUGUUUUCAUGGACAAAGUUGUUGUCCACAUGGCGAAGAACUUCAUGGCUAAUCUUCUCAAUGUUAGAAUUCCACUAAUUUUAGGAAUUUGGGGAGGGAAAGGACAAGGCAAAACUUUUCAAACUGAACUUAUUUUCCGUGCUUUGGGAGUCGAACCUAUUAUCAUGUCUGCUGGUGAAUUGGAAUCUGAAAGAGCAGGAGAACCAGGAAGACUGAUACGUGAACGGUACAGAACUGCUUCUCAAGUGGUCCAGAACCAAGGGAAAAUGAGCUGCUUGAUGAUUAAUGAUAUUGAUGCUGGCCUUGGUAUAUUUGGUAACACUCAAAUGACAGUGAACAACCAAAUUGUGGUUGGAAGCCUCAUGAAUAUAGCAGAUAAUCCUACAAGAGUAAGUAUAGGGCAAGGUUGGAGAGAGGCAGACAUUACUCAUAGGAUUCCGAUCAUCGUCACAGGAAAUGAUUUCGCAAGAAUUUAUGCUCCAUUGAUCCGUGAUGGAAGGAUGGAUAAGUUCUACUGGCAGCCCACCCAAGAAGAUAUUGUAAAUAUUGUUUCUAGAAUGUAUGAGAAGGAUGGAAUAACCAAGGAUGAGGUUGUUAGCAUUGUGCGAGAAUUUCCUAAUCAAGCACUGGAUUUUUAUGGUGCACUUAGGUCAAGAACAUAUGACCGUUCAAUCCUAGAGUGGGUAAAUGAUGCCGGAGGCGCUGAAAAUCUUGGUACCAGACUUCUGAAACAGAAAAGGGAUGGAAAACUUCCAGUAUUUACACCUCCAAAGCAAACCCUGGAGGCUUUACUCGAAUCAGGAUACGACCUCAUUAAAGAGCAGAAGCUAAUCAUGGAAACCAAGCUUUCCAAGGAAUACAUGAAGAACAUGGAUGAUGAGCAAGUUUGACAACUCGCUUGCUAUGCUGUUUGUAGAAUCCUUUCUUCUUACACCGUAUAUUGAAUGAUGUUACAACCUUCUUAUCUAUAAUGAGACAGAUAUGCUGAAAUCUUGCAUAUAUGCAUACCGGAAAAGGAGAGAGAUAGGACAUCCAUUAAUAUAGAAAUGAACUGCCAUGAUAUUGAUGAUUUAAUAUCACUAAAGUAUAUGAAUGCACAGUGAGACUCAACAUUUAUGAAUUUUUUACAUCGUCCAUGCAAGUCAUCUACUUUAUGAAAGAUGAACUGUCAUUACUUUUCGACUCAUCUGUAUACCAACAUAUCUAUGAACAUAUCUUGUUAAAUUUGUGAGUAGAAAAUAUAAGAAUAGAGUCUAGAAAUUUUCUUUUGCAAUAUAUUUUAUUUGUAAAAGAAUAGUAUUCAUGUUUUCUUUUCUUUUUUUUCUUUUUUUUUUCCAUUCAAAUUAGAUCCUGUCAACAAGUACAUUAUUGUAAACUCAAGGCAAAUAAAAAUAUAAAGGAGUUAAGUUUACAAAAAGUAGCAGUAGAGAUUUGAUUUCGAUGCAAAACAAAAAUAGAUGGUCUAUAAAUUCUUCACAAUCAACAGAUGGUAAAUAAGGAAUCAUUACUGAAGUUGAUUGUGAAGUAUUUAUAGGUUUAAGCUGAAGUUUAUGGUAAAAUCAUCUAUUUUUGUUUUGCAUCGAAAUCAAAUCUCUACUGCUACUUUUGUAAAUUUAAUUUCUUAUGCUUUUAUUUGCCUUGAAUUUACAAUAAUGUACUUGUUGACGUGACGGGUUCUGAGUUGUGCUUCCUUGUUAGUAUACAAAUUUUAAAAUAAAAAUUAAAUAUAAUCGUAAUAUUAUAAUAAUGAAAUUAUCUUGUCUAUUUUAAAGUGGGGAAAGUGUAAUGUUUUAUUGGGAAAGAGUCAAACCGCCCGAAAAAUCAGAAAAAUAGUCUGCAACACACUUGUCUUGUAGUUACCUUAUUUAUAGAGGUAUAAAUUCCCAAGCAAAAGUCAAAUUUCAUUGAAAUGAAAUCUCAACAGAUUAUAUAGGUUUGAAUGCAGCAGAAUUAAUGAAAGAUCUGAGACCCACAUGCACAACGUGUCCAAAUCUGAAUUUAUUUCAUUAAUAGUCAAUGGAUAAAAUUAAAUAAAUAAAAAGAGGGCACCGCAUAGCAUCAAAGUGAGUUCCGUUAUAAACAUAAAAACAACUCUCUACUGCCACCCUCUGUUCAACAACUGUGUUUGUUUAUAUAAACAUAUUAUCUCUACAUAUAUAUAUAUAUAUGUAUAUGUAUAUAGAGAGGCUUUGAAGCGGCCAUGGAAUGGUGGCGAAGGGUACUGGUUUUCCCUGUUAGGAAAGCCUGGUGCGCUGUUUCUGCUCGUCUCAGACCUCAUAAAAAUGGUGGAGGCCUUGUGAAACUCCACGACGACAUCCAAACAUGUGGAUACGAGGAUGUACGGAUUAUGUGGGAAAUGUUGAGGACCACACAAUCACAACACAAGAAAUGCUGAACAUGUUUUACCAAUAAAUACAUCACCCCAAUAAUAAUUAUGUACAUCUUUAUUGUCUUAAUGUUUAUGUGUAGGAGUCACAUCACCAAUAAGCACAUGCGUUUAUAUAUCUAUCUAAACGCUUUUAUUUCC